AUGUCUUCGUCGCUGCCCACCCCAUCGCUUCCACUGCCGACCGUCACCACUGCGCCGCUGCCCUCCCCGUCCGCGCCGCUGGUCGCAUCCUCCGGCGCCGCCACCGCCCAGAUGCUGGCGCCCUCCACAGCACCACCGCCCGCCGUCUACACCCCGGAGGAGAUCACAGGGGUCCUCAACGACCUCGUCACAGCCGUCCAGGGGAUCUGGCUGUACCUGGCCAGCCCCUACGGGCCGCCGCCGCCCCUGCUGCUGACCGCCACCGCCGGGCCGCCGGCCCUGUCGUGGUACUCGCUGCAUCCAAGGGCCUUCGCGGCAUUCGCUGGGACGCUGCCGCCCCAGCUGCAGCUGCCGCCCGCCGCCGCCCCGCAGUGGCCGAAGUGGCCGGCGUCGGCUCCCGCCGCGCCUCCAGCGCCCAUCGCCGCCCCCGCGCCGCCGUGGCUGCCGCCGCACCAGGCGGCCUUCGCCGCACUCGCCGGGCCACUACAGCAGCCACUGCAGCUGCCAUCCAUCGCCACCACCGCCCAGCCCUGGCUGCAGUGGCAGCCGCUGCUCCCCUGGCGGCCUCCGUCGCGCCCGGCGCUCCGCCGCAGCAGCCGCUGCCCGGUGCGCCACCGCCGCAGCCGCUGCAGCUGCAGCAGCCACCGCCAGUCAGCUCCGGCCCCCAUCGACCGCGCCGGCGGGAGUCCCGCUCCACCAAGUCCAGUCCCCGCCGUCGCUGUCACUGCUUCCGUCUUGGAUCGCUACCCGCCACGUGUCGGCGGCGGUGAGGCUGCAGGCUACUGCGCGCAGCCUCCUAGCGUGUCGGACCUCGAUCUCAUCCACUGCGCCGGGGAUCUUGGGCAUGCGGUUUCCCCCACGGGCAGCGGGCAUGCUGUUUUCCCCGCGGGCAGAGACCUCAAAGUCUGCGACAUUGGCGGUUGGGGGGCGCACCCCUCCUCGUCAUUCUCCAUCGCAAGCCCUCCACUCUUCCCUGUGCGGUGUAGACCAACAGCCGUCCGGCAGGAAGAAGGCAUGGUGUCACCAACAGCAGCGCACCACGUAGCACCACUGCAUUCCGUCACCGGCUGCCGCGAGGGCGCCUCUGCUGGUCACUCUUGCGACCAGUUCCAGGUGGUCCUACACAUGCACUCAUUUUGUCCAGAUGGUGUCCAUGGGAUCCAGGUGGAUGUACACGUGCAUGUCUGA
Aegilops tauschii subsp. strangulata is the source of this 1188-nucleotide messenger RNA. Lineage: Eukaryota; Viridiplantae; Streptophyta; Magnoliopsida; Poales; Poaceae. The record is from RefSeq and is a predicted model, not a curated record.